Ochlerotatus camptorhynchus is the source of this 813-nucleotide messenger RNA. Its product is annotated as protein lethal(2)essential for life-like. Gene Ontology annotation, cellular component: nucleus; cytoplasm. The record is from RefSeq and is a predicted model, not a curated record. The coding region runs from base 61 to 615 and encodes 184 amino acids. Gene Ontology annotation, biological process: response to heat; protein refolding. The transcript has 4 exons. NCBI's taxonomy places the organism in Eukaryota, Metazoa, Arthropoda, Insecta, Diptera, Culicidae.
AAGCUGCGUAGCUAAAUUGUUUGGUUUUAGUAACAUUUGAAAACGUAAAAAAAUACAAAGAUGUCUGUGGUUCCCAUUUCGUAUCGUGACUGGUGGGAUGAGCACGACACUCCAUUUCGUUCAUCCCGUUUGCUGGAUCAGCAUUUUGGCACAGGAUUGCGUGCCCAUGACCUUGUCAAACAAACACCAACCUUUCCACUGCAUUCAAGCUACUAUCGCCCAUGGCGAAAUCCCGCCUUGGAAAGGGAGCACUCCACUUCGACCCUGAAAAUCGGCAAGGAUGCGUUCCAAAUCAUCUUAGAUGUGCAGCAGUUUGCCCCGGAAGAGAUCACAGUCAGAACCGCCGAAAAGUACAUCAUCGUUCAAGGAAAGCACGAGGAAAAACGGGACGAACAUGGUUACGUUUCGCGCCAUUUCACCCGUCGCUACGCUUUACCAGAGGGUCACGAUCCCAACGACGUCGUCUCGACGCUCUCGUCUGACGGAGUGCUGACUGUCACGGCACCGAAGAAAGAAGAGUUUCUUCCGAAUCCGGAACGGAACGUUCCCAUUCAGCAGACAGGAGAACUGGCAUCGGAACAUCCAUCGGAAACAGUAAUGGAACGUAUCAAAUAGAUUGAUUGUACUGAAGUUUAUUGAAAAAAAAAAAUCUGGUCACUCUGGUUUUUGUACGGCACUGAAAUUCGUACAUCUGAUAAAAUAUAUUCAAUGCACAAAUUAGGUGUUCUUAGGUGUACGGAUUUCAGCCAACGGCAUUUAAAUACAUAAUUUUGCUUCAUCCAUAGUUUAGCUUUGUUCUAUUUACAUAUAAGG